Molecule: messenger RNA, 527 nt
Organism: Oppia nitens
Lineage: Eukaryota; Metazoa; Arthropoda; Arachnida; Sarcoptiformes; Oppiidae
Gene: ATPsynF
Product: putative ATP synthase subunit f, mitochondrial
Exons: 4
Coding region: 116-454 (112 amino acids)
Biological process (GO): proton motive force-driven mitochondrial ATP synthesis
Molecular function (GO): proton-transporting ATP synthase activity, rotational mechanism
Source: RefSeq, a predicted model, not a curated record
GUGAGACACGCGCAGUGAUUAUCAGACAUUUUUGUGACAUUGAAGACAAUAAUUGAUACAAACUAUUGAUUAUUAAUAUAUUAAUCAAUUGAAUACAUCUUACAAUUGAUCCGUGAUGCCGUGUCCACACUUCGGUAAUUUACCCAAAGAUUACAAUAAGUCAAUUCACGGACCUUUCUAUCCGUUCCGUUAUUACGGCAAACCGGACACACCAUUUGCUGAGGUAAAGCUCACGGAGUUGGGCUCAUGGCUUAACAGACGUAACAUUCAUCCGGUGGCCAUCUUUCGGGCCUUUAGUCGGGCUAUCUUUAGACACGGCAAACGAUUCAUUGAUCCCCGAUAUGCUUAUCCGGGUAUUGGUUUCAAUCAAAGGAUUUGGGCCGUCUGUCUCCUCUUCUAUAUCCUUAACUAUAAGACCAUUCGUCAUCACAAGAUGUACAAACAUCACUGGUAGACAUGGAUGUGGUCAACACGUUAGACAUAUUAAACAAAUUACAGGAUUUAGAUUUUAUUGAAAUUAAAAUCAA